Exophiala dermatitidis NIH/UT8656 is the source of this 1041-nucleotide messenger RNA. RefSeq names its product CBS domain-containing membrane protein. The coding region runs from base 1 to 1041 and encodes 346 amino acids. The transcript has 2 exons. NCBI's taxonomy places the organism in Eukaryota, Fungi, Ascomycota, Eurotiomycetes, Chaetothyriales, Herpotrichiellaceae. The record is from RefSeq and is a predicted model, not a curated record.
AUGCAGCUAUCAAAUGGAGACGAAAAAAGACAACCCAUCCAGAGAAGAGCAUACGGUAUUCUUCGAUGGUUCAAGGUUCACAGAGACUACCGAGCCAGUCUGCCACCUAUUAUAUCCAGAUUCACCGGCUACCGAGCACCAGAGGCUGAGCCUCCAUAUGAGCCUUUGCCGUUUCCCCCUUUCACCUGGUUAACGAAAAUCCCCCUUCGACUCGAAGUAUGGAUUCUUGGCUGGAUCGGCGCUUUCGGUGGCAUCCUCCUCAUCGAAGCAAUCAUGUCGACCAGUACAGCUUUCCGCGACGUUUAUCACACACCCACUAUCAUUACGUCUUUUGGUGCGUCGGCAGUUCUUCUCUUUGGAGUAAUCGAGUCCCCAGUGGCGCAACCGCGCAAUUUUGUCCUUGGUCAUUUCAUCUCGGCCCUUGUUGGGACCGCCAUCACUCGGUUAUGGGUGUUGAAUGGAAGCUACCAGGGGUGGCUUGACAAUACUGAGUUUCACCCAUCGACCUUCAUCAAUGGAGGACUUUCGAUGGCUACCUCCCUACUUGCUAUGCUCAUCACGGGCACCGCUCACCCUCCCGCUGGUGCCACUGGUCUCAAUGCUGCGGUCCAAACGCAAGUGGUGACAUUAUCAUGGAGAUAUUUACCCACCAUUCUGGCCUCGUCACUUAUCAUGCUUGGGUGGGCUUUGAUUAUCAACAACCUUGGACGACGUCGAUAUCCACUCUACUGGUGGGCCCCUGGGGCAACAUUUGUCUGCAUUGAGGAGAACCCGGAGCUACAAAAGGCAGAAGAAGGUGAGGUUGAACGCGAGGAGAUGGAAGAGGGUGAGCUGGAGCGAGAGAGUACGGCUGCCAGCGAAAGACUGUCUGAGGAUAGUAGGGAGGCUGGUGAAAGAUCACGUCGACUGUCUUCAAGAGUGCUGGACCCUGAAAGAAUCCAGACCGGGCCAUCAUCUUUGCAAAGUGCUAUUGAUUCUUUUCCAGGGGAGUUUUCGAACCGGCGGCUGAGUUCGAGUCGAGAGCGCUGUCAAUCAGACUAG